This is a messenger RNA of Lathyrus sativus (Indian pea), 858 nucleotides long. Lineage: Eukaryota; Viridiplantae; Streptophyta; Magnoliopsida; Fabales; Fabaceae. The record is from the annotation of a GenBank genome assembly.
AUGGCCAAUGCUCCAAGGCUUAAAUUUACAAGAGCUGGACUUAUUGAAGAGACUGUACCUAAUUCUGGAUGGACAGAGGACUCUACCAGCCAUUAUCUUCUGGUGGAUCUUCCUGAAUUCAAGAAGGAAGAUGUGAAGCUUCAGGUUGAUAGCAGUGGACGCAUUGUUGUUAAGGGAGAAAGGCAAGCAAGUGAGCAGAAACGUGUUCGUUUUCAUCUGAGUUUUCCCGCACCAACAGAUUCUGAGGUCGAUAAGAUAGCUGGAAAAUUCGACGGAGGGAUACUUUACGUGACUCUCCCCAAACAAAUUGUACAAACAAACAAAGAGAGUGACAAUGAGGAAGCGGGAAAUGACAGUGUUGAAAGAGCAGAAGAAAAUGAUAGCCAUAUGACCAAUGCAAAUGAUGAGGGGAGAGAUUUUAAUCAACAUGGCGACCAUUCUCAUGACGAGGGGAGAGAUUUCAAUCAACACGUCGGCCAUGCUCAUGAUGAAGGGAGAGAUUUUAAUCAACACGUUGGCCAUGCUCAUGAUGAGGGGAGAGAUUAUAAUCAACACGUCGGCCAUGCUCAUGGUGAGGGAAGAGAUUUUAAUCAACACGUUGGCCAUGCUCGUGGUGAGGGGAGAGAUUUUAAUCAGCACGUCGGCCAUGCUCAUGAAGAACACAAAGAAGAAAGAAAUGAAAAUGUACACAUGGGGGAUUUUUCUGGAGAAGUGAUAAGGAAGUGGGAUCAAGAAACCAUGUUAAGAAGUGCAGUGGAUGUUUUAUGGAAAAACAAAGAAAUUGUGCUAACUGCUGUUAUAGCCUUCUCCUUUGGGAUGUAUGUAUCUAGUAAAUUCCGAUUUUCAGAAGCUCUAUAA